AUGGCCCUCCCAAUGCUUGUUGGAGGCGGCGCUGAAUGCGGCCCCUCAAACCCACUUCAAAACUUGUCCAAACGAUUCGAGCAGGACAGAGGCAUCCAACAAGAUCAUUUUGGCGCGGGUCGAGCAGGGUCUUCGAGAGAGGUUUUCCGUUCGCAGCCGGGAAACACCAGCGCACACGAUCAAGACGCCGCCCGGUUCUUCGCUGCCAACCCAUCGCAUGCGCCCCAGCUCGUCGCAGAUGCCGGGUUCGAUCUCUCCAGCAUGCGUGCUGCCCUGCCAAUGCAUCCGGUGCCCCAGAUGCAGAUGCAGGCACCCCAAAACGCAGCAACGGCGUCCUGGGCAUCCGACUUUAUGGCCCAGUCGACGACUCCCAUCGCUAUGCAGUCUCUGAACCUCGGCCAGCCGAUGCAGACAGCUGCCAAGGGCAUGAACAUGGACGUGCAGGUAGACCACCAGCUGCACCCGAUGCACGCUGCUUCCAGCACCGUCCUCCCACCUCAAGCCGGCGGUAUGCAAUGGAACCCAACGCUCUCUAAUUUCCGCAUGAGCAACUCGAUGCCCGCGUUCAUGCCGCAGAUGCCCAUGCAGCAUCUCGCUCAUCAGCCGCAGCCUGCAGUUACUAACAAAAGAAUAUCCUGGGACAGAGAAUUCAGUGCUCAGGAGCUUCAGCACACCGUGUCUACACCCGUAGUCACUCAAAUUGAUGAACCAGUACAAGAGCAAAUACAGAGACCUGGUGGCGAAGCCGAUGAACUUGCGCGCACCGCUGGCAUGCUGUUGGAAAAUGUCCGACACGAGCAGAAUCCAAAGUUCCAAAAGAGUCAAUUUAUGGGGCUCAUGAAGCAGUUGCGCGAUGGAGAGGUCAUUGUAGAGGGGAACCAGAUGGUCGAGAGCGAAGGCCGUACAUCGUCACAAGCAAACAUUGAUCUGAAAGGCAAAGGCAGAGCGGUCCCGAUCGUAGCACGAUCCAUGAACCCGUCCGCCAACGAGACAGUCUUCCAAUCGAGCCUGAACCAAGCGUCUUCGAACCAGGAGCAGCAGCAGGUGCGAGAUCAGGCGCAGGAAGACGCUAACGAUGCGUAUUUCCGACAAGAGAACGCCGAGUUUGCGCGAUAUUGGUCCGACACGCAGGUCAAGCAGCAGCCGGCGGCGACAGCGGAGACACAGGCGUGGGGCAAACUGCAAGCUGAUUGGGAUCAGUUCGAGGCUACCACAUCUGGGAUCAAGGUCAUUACGAACUACAGAUUCCAGGAGAACAAUCCUUAUCUGCUAGGUGAUUCGUCGCGGACCCGAGCACAUCUCCUCCACACACAAGGGAGGCAAUCGGUUUUAGAGAGUGUUCUUGAGCUCGAAGCAUGUGUGCUACGUAAUAUGCAGGAUGCGAGUGCAUGGUACGAGCUUGGUGUAAAGCAGCAGGAAAACGAACGCGAACAUAAAGCGCUUCAGGCACUUCGACGCGCAGUAGAACUAGACCCAACGCAUCUCCCCGCGUGGCUCGCCCUGGGCAUCUCGUCAACAAACGACAAUGAUCGACAGGGCACAUACGACGCAAUCAACGAAUGGGUCUCUCGGAAUGAACAGUAUCAAGACGCAGUUGCGCAGUUCCGUGCGCAGGCGUCCAAUCCACAGGAUCUCACUCUUGCAGAAAAGUAUUCUCAGCUGAUUCAAUGCUUGAUCACAAUGGCCAGAAGUAACACGAGUGGGGAAAUUGACGCAGAUAUCCAAAUUGCGUUGGCCGUGUUGCUGAACACGAAUGAAGAGUAUGGGAAAGCACAAGAUUGCUUCAGAACUGCACUUGCAGUUCGACCUGAUGAUUGGUUACUUUACAAUCGCGUAGGUGCGACAAUGGCAAAUAGCGGACGCGCAGAAGAAGCACUUGAUUACUAUUAUCGUGCACUGGAACUCAAUCCUGGGUACAUUCGUGCCAGGUUUAACCUGGGAAUAUCAUGCAUUAAUCUUCGGCGCUACGAAGAAGCUGCUCAGCACAUUCUUGAUGCAUUGGCGUUGCAAGACAGCGAUGGAGUCCGGGAUGAUUCGGAGUCGCACGAGAAUCGUGGUGUGGUCUCUUCUGCGCUGUGGGAUAGCCUCAAGACGACAUGUCUCCACAUGCAGAGAGCGGAUUUGGCCACAUUAUGCGACCUCAAAGAUCUCGAGGGAUUCCGGAAUCGCUUUCAUCAUACAUGA
Molecule: messenger RNA, 2184 nt
Organism: Psilocybe cubensis
Lineage: Eukaryota; Fungi; Basidiomycota; Agaricomycetes; Agaricales; Agrocybaceae
Exons: 11
Coding region: 1-2184 (727 amino acids)
Biological process (GO): protein import into peroxisome matrix, docking
Cellular component (GO): cytosol; peroxisomal membrane
Molecular function (GO): protein binding
Source: RefSeq, a predicted model, not a curated record